AUGACUUCUAACUCCCCUUAUCUCGCAUCCUCAUCCCUUCCUUCUCUCAUGAUGUCUACAAUUCCUCCCCGGCUAGUGUCAGUCAAUUCACUAAAUAGUCCACCUGUUACAGUUCCUGCAAGCGUAGGGAAAUCAAACUGCAGCACCAGUGCAAAUAUCCUUUCCGGGGAUAUCUGUGAAAACCGUACCUCCAGCCCUAUCCCCGCGAGUGAGGACCAAUCUCAUCUCCCCGCAGAAGUCCCCGCAUUGACUAUCUCAGCCCCAGCCCAGUGGGCAAUCCAAUUCGUGGCCCUUCCAGUUGAGAUUCAUGAGAUUAUUAUGGAUCAUAUCUUUGGCAAAAGAGCCUCGGCUGGUAAUCAUACAGCACAUGGUCAAUCUUCUGCUCAGAACUGGAGCAAGGCUCUCCAUCAUCCGCGGCGGAGGGCGCUUUCCAACCUGGCCUUGACUUGCCGGGUAUGGACUGGACUUGUUCAAAGCCGGAUUUACCGCCAUAUCAGAAUCAAGGGCAAUAGAGAUGAAUUGGCCCACUGUGUGCGGUGGUUCAAGAGAAACCCCCAUUUAAUUCCUUACGUCUGUCACAUUGAGAUUUGGACGCCUAUCUGGGGAGAUCGGGCUCUUCGGCCUAACAUUUCUCGCUUGAAUGCGGAACAACAUGCCGCUCAGACAGCGGCAGGACGUGUUAUACCUGUACAGUGGAAUCAUGACCACCACCAGGGAAGUGAGAUGUUUUAUUAUCACCGUGCAACCAACAACGCUUCCUUGGAGGAAAUUUUCGGGGUUAUUCGGCGCUUUUUUACCGCUGCCCGAGUUUUCACUCUGGACGGUGGCCACUGUAAAAACCCGCCUAUGGUCCGACAUUUCCGCCAUAGUCGUGGCAUGUACAGUCUGCAGGCUCUCCUCCAACGGCGUUUACCUGUUCUUGAACACAUACAAACAUUCAUCAUGCGAGGUGCCUGGAACCUGAUGCGACAACUUGACGACUGGCACAAUAUUUCACGGGCAUUGCCAGCUUUGAGUGAAUGGCAUUGUGCUUGGGCCCAACCCCAUAUAAAUGCCUAUUUCAUCAUGAUACAUAUCCUCACCCACCCUCGAGUUACAAUCCGAUACAUCAAUCUCAGCUUUGAGGGAUUUUACAACAAUGAUAGUUUGCUGGGUGGGCUUUCUGGGCCUCGAACCACGCUUCCUCCAAUCUGCAGUCUGCUCGGCGAGACAGCUCCGCGCUUAGAGUCCUUCACCUACACUGGUCGUAUAUGCUGGUACUUCUUUGAGACAUUGAAACAAGGGGCAACAGCAAUGAGUUCUGAUUCUCGGCUCAGGUCACUGGACCUUUCGCAGAUGAGCCAAGGAAUAGGUGGAAUUACCAGCAUUGCAUUUAUUCGUGCGUUUGAGGCAAUGGUGAUCAAGGCAAUCGAGUGUCUAUCCGCCCUCCCUGUCCUGGAGUACUUGCGGAUCCGUUUCAUCGACCUCGACUCAACCUGCCCACCUCUGAACCCUUAUUUCCAACUUGUCAAUAACGAAUGCACAGGCCUGUGGAGUGAAGACAUCCUGGAAGCUUUGCGUAUGAACCGACCAUCGGCCUCAUUUAUGGCGCUUACAGAUGGAACAGCCGCGGAGUACGAUGACCAGCAAAUUGUGGGCGCCUUGAUACCCCGAGUUCGCCCUCUGGGUAUCCAAGUGAACAUGUACAGUUUUCUUGCCGACAGCUCCAACCCUUACUAG
This is a messenger RNA of Penicillium hordei, 1719 nucleotides long. RefSeq lists its product as uncharacterized. The record is from RefSeq and is a predicted model, not a curated record. NCBI's taxonomy places the organism in Eukaryota, Fungi, Ascomycota, Eurotiomycetes, Eurotiales, Aspergillaceae. Bases 1 to 1719 code for a protein of 572 amino acids. The transcript is spliced from 3 exons.